Messenger RNA from Beta vulgaris subsp. vulgaris (sugar beet), 2440 nucleotides. Its product is annotated as cytochrome P450 736A117. Gene Ontology annotation, molecular function: oxidoreductase activity, acting on paired donors, with incorporation or reduction of molecular oxygen; iron ion binding; monooxygenase activity. Bases 649 to 2193 code for a protein of 514 amino acids. Lineage: Eukaryota; Viridiplantae; Streptophyta; Magnoliopsida; Caryophyllales; Amaranthaceae. The record is from RefSeq and is a predicted model, not a curated record. The transcript has 2 exons.
ACUACAUUUUUAUAUAUUUUUCAUGUACACACUUAAUGAAUAAACAAAACAAUCUUUAAAUAGGCAUACAAAGCACUAUUAAUCACAUGUCCACUAUGUAGCCCACUACUUGCUAUCCCACUACUUGCUAUCCCACUAACUAGACCAUUAUCUAGACCACUAUUUGUUAACCCACUAACUAAUUAUUAGCAACUAAUUCUAACUAUUAGGAAAACUAUUUGACUAAUUUUGGAGCAUAAUCCAACAAUGAUAGGAUACCAAGGAUGCUUAUCUAAAACUUUCAUCAAAUCACAAAAAAAAAAAAUAUAUAUAUAGCUACAAUUAUGUAGCAACUAACGAUAAAAAGAAUAAACCGCGUUUAAAACGGAUUUGUUACACAGUUAGGAAAGGUCUGUGUCGACAUAAAUUUACUGGGGAAAACAGCAAGAUCAUUUGAAUAUCCGUAACGUACUGCUGCAAUUGUAAUUUACUAAUUUAGCUAGCAGUAUUCACAAUUUUUGGCACUAAAACACUAUAAACAACAUAACAGUAACAGUACGUGAUCAAUCUUUUGUUAUAUUGUUGCACUGAGUGUCCAUUCAUUCUGCUGAACUUGUUCUGAUCUUAUUCUUCAGAGAAAAGUAGGCUUAUCAAAACAUAUGAAAAACAAUGUAUAGUUUGUUUCUGCCAUCAUUCCAUAAACUAAUUUUCCAUCCUCUCUUCCUCCCUGUGUUACUCGUUGUUAUAUUUUUCUACAAGUUUCUCUUUCAAACCCCUGCUACUAGAAAAAACCUCCCGCCCUCGCCAACAAAGCUGCCAAUCAUAGGGAACCUUCAUCAGCUAGGUCAAUUACCUCACCGAUCUCUUGAAGCAUUGUCUAGAAAACAUGGUGAGCUUAUGUUCGUAUACAUGGGUUGCAAGCCAACCCUUGUGGUAUCAUCUGCAGAUGCAGCUCGCGAGAUCAUGAAGACUCAUGAAACAAUCUUCUCUAAUAGGCCUAAAUCUCGUAUAAUCAGCAGGCUCUUGUAUAACUAUAAUGAUAUGGCCUUUUCUCCUUACGGAGAUCAUUGGAGGCAGAUGAGAAGUAUAUGCGUCACGCAGCUCUUAAGCAGCAAAAAAGUUCAAUCAUUCAGGAGAAUAAGAGAAGAAGAAGCAGCUUUAAUGGUUGAAAAGAUUAAGAGAUCUUGCUCAUUAGUGGUGAAUUUGAGGGAAAUUCUCGUCACAUUCACAAAUGAUGUGAUAUGUAGAGCAUCGUUUGGAAGAAAAUAUAGUGGUAAUCAGGAAGGAGAUGUUCGUUUUGAGAGGCUUUCGGAGGAAGUGAUGAAGUUGCUUGGGGCUUUAUGUGUGGGAGACUUUGUACCUUGGCUUAGUUGGAUUGAUCGAUUGAAUGGUUUGGAAGGUCGAUUGGAGGACGUAGCAACACGGAUGGAUGCAUUUCUUGAAAAGGUGAUACAAGAACACCAAAAUGGCCUAAGCACUCGGAGGACGAUUUGCAAUGAGUCAGACAAGGAGGAGAAUGUUAGAAAUUUUGUGGAAAUUUUGCUCGAAAUUCAGAGGGAAAACAAAGAUGUUCUUCCACUAGACAGUGUCAAAGCUAUUAUAUUGGAUAUGUUUGUCGCUGGGACUGACACUAGUUACACACUCAUAGAAUGGACGAUUUCCGAGUUGAUUACUCAUCCUAGAAUUUUGAAAAAAUUACAAGAAGAGGUGAGAAGAAUCGUUCAAGGUAAAGCUCACAGAGUAUGUGAAGAUGAUUUGGAGAAACUGACAUAUUUGAAAGCUGUAAUUAAGGAAGCACUUAGGCUGCACCCUCCAGGUCCUUUGUUGCUCUUUCGAGAGUCGAUGCAGGAUGUCAUGAUAAAUGGUUUCCACAUUGCUGCAGGAACACAAGUAAUUAUCAAUGCAUGGGCUAUCCAGAGAGACCCAAGUUUUUGGGAAGAACCUGAAGAAUUUCGCCCUGAGAGGUUCCUAAACACUAGUUUAUAUGAUUUCAAAGGAAAAAAUCUCCAAUAUAUUCCUUUUGGAGCAGGUAGAAGAGGGUGUCCAGGGACAUCAUUUGGCAUGGUUGUUGUUGAGCUUGCUAUUGCGACUCUCAUGUAUGAGUUUGACUGGAAGUUCUCUGGUGAGAAGUUAGACAUGACGGAAAUUCAAGGUCUCACAGUUGGUAGGCGAGAUCCUCUUAUGGUCAUUGCAACUCCAUUUGCCUGCACAUAGACGAUCUUGAGUGUAUUGAACUUGGUUUGUACUUGGUGACUUGGUGUUGACUGUUGAGUAAUUGAUCCAAAAUCCUGGUAGCUAUUAUUUAGGAAGUUGGGUCUAUUUUUUCUUUGUUAGUUGGAGUCUUAUAGUGGUGGAAUUGUGUUGCCAUAAUCUUAGCUAAUUUGUUUUUGUUGAUUUCUUAGUCCUAGUCUUUAGGGAUGCUUUUAGUGGUAUUUAGCUUAUAUAUAGGCAUAGUCGAAUA